AUCGGCAAGGCCUGCGAGGCCUGCCGGGUCCGGAAAACGAGGUGUGACGGCAAGGAGCCGUGUGCCCGGUGUCUCAACCGGAGCGUGUCGUGCGUCUACCGGACCCGGACCAGGAACCGGCCUCGCAAGUCUCAGACGCCGGCUAGGGCCACAGUCUCUUCGUCCGGGGCUAGUAAUACGGACGAGACUCCGGCUCCGAUCAAUGUGGCUCCGGAGAGCCAGGACAGGCCCAAGGACGACAACAGCUGGGGCUUCCACGUCCACAGCGUAGCAGCCAUUACUACUUCGCCGUCGUCCAUCAUCCAGCUACACUAUGGACCCUCGUCCAACUUCUCCAUGUUACAUUCCAUCUACCGGCUGAUCACAGGCAUCCAGACUCCACUAACACGACGUGAGGAGGUGGCACAGGUUGGCCCUGGCCUCGAUCUGUUCCAGAACAGGCAGCUCUUCUUUGGUGAUCUGGCCGAUGGCAAGUCGACAACGAUAUCCAACGACUACUCUGCCAUGUUCCUGGACAAGGAACUAUGCAACCGCGUGCUGGAGCGGUAUCUGUGCACGUUCUGGCACCUGUUGCCCAUCCUGACCAAAGAUGACUUCCGUCGCCGUGCAGAGCUUCUCUACUCCUCACCAGGGCUCUUUUCCUUUGAUUCACCUGAUGUUGUCGUCGUCAUGUUGGCAAUGGCCAUUGGCGCGUCCAUCCUAGAGGAAGAAGCCUUGGCACAGUUCCUAUUCCAGCGAGCAUCACAGGGAGCCGAAAAGCUAGAUGAGCUGGUCAACAUCCAGGCGAUUCACAUUCCAUUGCUGCAGGCCCAGUUUCAGCUCGAGAGGUCACGGCCGCACUCUGCGUUCUUGUACGUUGGUGUGGCGUCGAGAAAAGCCGUUGCGGCUGGUCUGCACAGGGGAAUUAGCAUUAGGGGGCAGAUGAGAGACUGUCUACAGCGCCGGUUGACCUUUUGGAGUCUCUUCAUCAUGGAAACUUGGGUUUGCUUCUGCCUCGGACGCCCGACCUCCAUAUCAGACCCGGGAUGUGGAGUCCCCGUGCCGGCAGAGGAAAAGUUCAUCCACGCCCUCGUCAGGCUGGCGAGACUCGUUUCAAAGUGUGCGGCGCGCAUCUAUAACCAGCAUCAUGAGUCACUACUACACAUGUGGAACGCGGCGACAGAGCUUCGCCACGAGCUACAGGCGUAUGCGGAGGAACAACUGUUUGACGUUCACCUUGACAUCCAGGGAGAACCGGGGACAGGGGAGUGCGGAUUCUGCAAGACCAUCAUCGCCUCGAUGUAUCACCACGUUCAGCUGUUAAUGUUCCGCCCAUUCCUUGUCCUCAGAGGCAAGCUCAGGACUCCCGCUCCGCAGAUUGGUGCUGAGUCCUGCGACAAGCUUAGGGAGCUUACAUGGCUCGACACUGCUUGCGAGUAUUGCCUCGAGCCGGCCCGCCAGAUUAUCAAGUACAUCAACAAGUCGUGCGAGAUCAAUCACCUUUGCAAGGAGGCGAAGUACUUCUCCUUCUUCCUCGAAGGCGCCUGCUAUGUCCUGGGCUUCGACAUGCUCCAAGACAAAAGCAAGGUGGAAACUCACCUGCCCUGGCUGCACGUUGCUCUCGACUGCCUGUCCAGCAUG
Molecule: messenger RNA, 1620 nt
Organism: Trichoderma virens Gv29-8
Lineage: Eukaryota; Fungi; Ascomycota; Sordariomycetes; Hypocreales; Hypocreaceae
Exons: 4
Biological process (GO): positive regulation of transcription from RNA polymerase II promoter by galactose; DNA-templated transcription
Cellular component (GO): nucleus
Molecular function (GO): DNA-binding transcription factor activity, RNA polymerase II-specific; zinc ion binding; RNA polymerase II cis-regulatory region sequence-specific DNA binding
Source: RefSeq, a predicted model, not a curated record